GGCCGGGUUGGCGGCGGAUUCUCCUGGCUAGGAGGGAACCAGCUAUCAGUCACAAGGAGGGGGUUCGACUGGGAGGGAGGGGGACUGACAUGUCUCUCGAAGACCCUUUUUUUGUAGUCCGAGGCGAGGUGCAGAAGGCGGUGAACACCGUCCGCGGGCUGCACCAGCGCUGGUGUGAGCUCCUGCAGGAUGGCGCGGCGGUGGGACGCGAGGAGUUGGACUGGACCACCAAUGAACUGCGGAAUGGCCUGCGCAGCAUUGAGUGGGACCUCGAGGACCUGGAAGAGACCAUAGGCAUAGUGGAAGCCAAUCCAGGCAAGUUCAAGCUCCCAGCAGGGGACUUGCAGGAGAGAAAGUUGUUCGUGGAGCGCCUGAGGGAAGCUGUUCAGGAAAUGAAGGACCACAUGGUCAGCCCAGCAGCCAUAGCCUUCAUGGAGAGGAAUAACAGAGAGGAGGUGCUGAUGGCCAAGCCAGAUGCUCAGAAGUCACACAGUGACCUGCUGGAUGCCAGUGUGGUCUCAGCCACCUCACGCUACAUUGAGGAGCAGCAAGCCACCCAGCAGUUGAUCAUGGAGCAACAGGACCAACAGCUGGAAAUGGUGUCUGGGAGCAUCCGGGUUCUGAAACACAUGUCAGGCCGUGUUGGGGAGGAGCUGGAUGAACAGGGCGUCAUGCUGGAUGCCUUUGCUCAUGAGAUGGACCUCACCCAGUCCCAGAUGGACAGGGUUCUCAGGAAGAUGGCCAAAGUGUCCCACAUGACCAGUGACCGCAGACAGUGGUGUGCCAUUGUGGUGUUGCUGGGAGUGGUACUCCUGGUUCUUAUUCUGCUCUUCUCUCUCUGACCUGGGCUUUUCCUGGGGCACUGGCCCCUGGUGCCCUCAGAACCACCCAGCCCUUUUGAGCUGACCCUGCCCCCUGGGAGGAGGGUGUGGAGCCCGGGGAGCUCUCAUCUAAAGCCAGUGGGACUGUCAGGGCCACAGGCAGGCACCUUGUCACUGGUCCUGUCUCGAGUGCGCUCAGGGAGUAGUGGAGGCAGGGAUCCCUGACACACUCCACCCCACUUCUAGUGCCCAAAGCCAUUUGCCCUGUGCCUUCUACAUGUGCCAACUUGGAAAUAAAACCCUAGCUUUUCAUAAGUUUGGAUCA
Messenger RNA from Marmota flaviventris (yellow-bellied marmot), 1146 nucleotides. It is a transcript of the gene Stx10, whose product is annotated as syntaxin 10. Gene Ontology annotation, molecular function: SNAP receptor activity. Gene Ontology annotation, cellular component: membrane. Lineage: Eukaryota; Metazoa; Chordata; Mammalia; Rodentia; Sciuridae. The record is from RefSeq and is a predicted model, not a curated record. Gene Ontology annotation, biological process: Golgi vesicle transport; intracellular protein transport.